Molecule: messenger RNA, 4518 nt
Organism: Gadus morhua (Atlantic cod)
Lineage: Eukaryota; Metazoa; Chordata; Actinopteri; Gadiformes; Gadidae
Gene: aclya
Product: ATP citrate lyase a
Exons: 28
Coding region: 176-3454 (1092 amino acids)
Biological process (GO): acetyl-CoA biosynthetic process; citrate metabolic process; fatty acid biosynthetic process
Cellular component (GO): cytosol
Molecular function (GO): ATP citrate synthase activity
Source: RefSeq, a predicted model, not a curated record
CUAUCGGUCGAUGAGAAACAAAUGACAUGUCCCACGCUUCGCUCUGCAGAUGCGCACCUGCUAAACCCAGGAAUCCGUGCAGUUCACGAUAGACUACCACAUCUCCAAGACCCGGGGCUUCACGGAAAGCGGCACUGUCGUUCUUCAAGAGUAAGGUCAUUAAAAUCGGACAGUCAUGUCGGCCAAAGCUAUCUCAGAGCAGACGGGGAAGGACUUCCUGUACAAGUACAUCUGCACCUCUGCGGCCGUCCAAAACCGGUUCCGCUACGCGAACGUGACGGCAGAGACAGACUUCGACCGACUGGCCAAGGAGCACCCAUGGUUACUCACAGAGCGGCUGGUGGUGAAGCCCGACCAGCUGAUCAAGAGGCGGGGAAAGCUGGGCCUGGUUGGCGUCAACCUGGACCUGCAGGGCGUGAAGGCGUGGCUGAAGCCUCGGCUCAUGAUGGAGACCACCGUGGGAAAAGCCAAGGGGAUUCUGAAGAAUUUCCUCAUCGAGCCAUUUGUCGCCCAUAAGCAGGAAGAGGAGUUUUACGUGUGCAUCUACGCCUCGCGGGAGGGCGACUAUGUGCUGUUCCACCACGAGGGCGGUGUGGAUGUGGGAGACGUGGACGCUAAGGCGCAGAAGCUGCUGGUGGGUGUGGACGAGAAGAUCACAGAGGAGGCCGUCCAGAAACAGCUGCUCACCCAUGUCCCCAAGGACAAGAAAUCUGUCCUGGCCAGCUUUAUCGUGGGUCUCUUCAACUUGUACGAAGAGCUCUUCUUCACCUAUUUGGAGAUAAACCCACUAGUGGCUACCAAAGACGGCGUGUACGUUCUUGACAUGGCGGCGAAGAUUGACGCCACGGCCGAUUACCUCUGCAAAGCUAAGUGGGGAGAUGUGGUGUUCCCCCCACCCUUCGGCCGGGAAGCCUACCCAGAGGAGGCGUACAUCGCAGACUUGGACGCCAAGAGCGGCGCUAGCCUGAAGCUGACCCUGCUGAACCCACGGGGGCGGAUCUGGACCAUGGUGGCGGGCGGAGGCUCUUCUGUGGUUUACAGCGACACGAUCUGCGACCUGGGCGGGGUCAACGAACUGGCCAAUUACGGGGAGUAUUCCGGAGCGCCGAGUGAGCAGCAAACCUACGACUACGCCAAGACCAUCCUGUCCCUCAUGACCCGAGAGAAACACAACGAGGGAAAGGUUUUGAUCAUUGGUGGAAGCAUUGCAAACUUCACAAAUGUUGCCGCUACAUUUAAGGGAAUAGUCCGGGCCAUCAGAGACUACCAGGUGCCUCUCAAGGAGCAUGAGGUCACCAUUUUUGUUCGUCGCGGUGGACCAAACUAUCAGGAAGGACUGCGGGUGAUGGGGGAAGUGGGGAAGACAACUGGCAUCCCCAUACACGUCUUCGGCACCGAAACCCACAUGACUGCCAUCGUUGGUAUGGCGCUUGGACAUCGACCCAUCCCCACCCAGCCCCCGGUCGCCGCCCACACUGCCAACUUCCUUCUCAAUUCUAGUGGUGGCUCAUCGACUCCUGCGUCCAGCAGAACCGCCUCCUUCUCUGACAACAAAGUCAGUGCUACUAGCUCACCUGCUAAGAAGCCCAAGACGGGCACACCCGCUGCCAAAGCAACCAACCUCUUUGCCAAGCACACAAAGUCCCUGGUUUGGGGCAUGCAGACGCGGGCUGUGCAGGGCAUGCUUGACUUUGACUACGUCUGCUCCAGGGACGAGCCGUCGGUCGCUGCCAUGGUCUACCCCUUCACUGGGGACCACAAGCAGAAGUUCUACUGGGGCCACAAGGAGAUCCUGGUCCCGGUCUACAAGAACAUGGCCGACGCCAUGAAGAAGCAUCCCGAGGUGGACGUGCUUAUCAGCUUCGCCUCGCUGAGGUCGGCUUUCGAUAGCACUAUGGAGACCAUGCAGUACCCCCAGAUUCACACCAUAGCCAUCAUCGCGGAGGGCAUCCCAGAAGCCCACACCCGGAAGAUCAUCAAGAGGGCAGACGAGAAGGGCAUCAACAUCAUCGGUCCAGCCACGGUGGGCGGCAUCAAGCCGGGCUGCUUCAAGAUCGGCAACACGGGGGGCAUGCUGGACAACAUCCUGGCCUCCAAGCUGUACCGGCCCGGCAGCGUGGCCUACGUGUCCCGCUCCGGGGGCAUGUCCAACGAGCUCAACAACAUCAUCUCCCGCACCACCGACGGCGUCUUUGAGGGCGUGGCCAUCGGAGGGGACAGGUACCCAGGCUCAGUGUUCACGGACCACGUGUUGCGCUAUCAGGACACCCCAGGGGUCAAGAUGAUCGUUGUUCUGGGAGAGAUUGGAGGAAUGGAGGAGUACAAGAUCUGCCAGGGGAUCAAGGAGGGCAGGAUCACCAAGCCGGUGGUGAGCUGGUGUAUCGGAACCUGUGCCACCAUGUUCACCUCAGAGGUCCAAUUUGGCCAUGCCGGAGCAUGCGCCAACCAGGCCUCAGAGACGGCCGUGGCCAAGAACGAGGCACUGAAGGAGGCCGGAGCAUUCGUCCCCAAGAGCUUCGACGAGCUGGGAGACCUCAUCAAGUCAGUGUAUGAUGAUCUCGUGGGCGAAGGCGUGAUUGUGCCAGCAGCCGAAGUACCCCCUCCCACCGUACCGAUGGACUACUCCUGGGCGCGGGAGCUGGGUCUCAUCCGUAAGCCGGCCUCCUUCAUGACCAGCAUCUGUGACGAGCGGGGCCAGGAGCUGAUCUACGCCGGCAUGCCAAUCACGGAGGUGUUCAAGUCGGAGCUGGGCCUGGGAGGCACACUGGGGCUGUUGUGGUUUCAGAGGAGGCUACCACGCUACGCCUGCCAGUUCAUUGAGAUGUGUCUGAUGGUGACAGCCGACCACGGGCCCGCCGUGUCCGGCGCCCACAACACCAUCGUGUGCGCCCGUGCCGGGAAAGACCUCAUCUCUUGCCUCACGUCUGGCCUCCUCACCAUUGGAGACCGGUUUGGAGGUGCCCUGGAUGCCGCAGCCAAGCAGUUCAGCAAGGCGUUUGAUGGCGGCAUGCUGCCCAUGGAGUUUGUCAACAAGAUGAAGAAGGAAGGGAACCUGAUCAUGGGCAUCGGACACCGGGUCAAGUCGAUCAACAACCCAGACAUGAGGGUCCAGAUCCUGAAGGACUUUGUGAAGCUGCACUUUCCCGCCACGCAGCUGCUGGACUAUGCCUUAGACGUAGAGAAGAUCACCACUUCAAAAAAACCAAACCUUAUCCUUAAUGUGGACGGUUUUAUCGGCGUAGCUUUUACGGACCUGCUCAGGACCUGCGGUGGAUUUACACGAGAUGAAGCGGACGAGUUUGUCGAGAUCGGAGCGUUGAAUGGGAUCUUCGUCCUUGGACGCAGCAUGGGAUUCAUCGGACACUACCUGGACCAGAAGAGGCUGAAGCAGGGUCUGUACCGCCACCCCUGGGACGACAUCUCCUACGUGCUCCCCGAACACAUGUCCAUGUAACGGUCACAUGUACUGUGAUGUAGCAGACCCAUCUAGCCGGCCCUGACUCCCCCUCUGCUUCCAGUGGCCAUCACCCUGACCCUUAAUAAUAUAACCCUGUUAUUGUUCUCCAGCCUCCCUGGGGUCACUAUGGCAUCUCUCCAGUAGGCCCUGCUGUAUUCAUCUAGAUGGGGCGUAUAUACCCAACAAAAAAAGAAACGCAGAGGGAAAUGUGUGGUUCUAGUUUGUACAACCUAUUGUGCUGCAGGCGUAAUUAAACUGUAAUGUGCCAUUCAGACAAAGCUAGCCGUUGUGAGCUUUCAAGAUAGUGUGGGCACCUGUCAAAAUGAGCCGAAACAAGUACCCUACCCUCCUGACCACAAAUCCUGUUGCCAAGACGUAUUUUCAGGAUUUGGUGUUCCUUAGCAGUGUUCAUCCCUAGUGUGUCUCUGAUUAGUUGAAGAAAAAAAUAUGCUUUGACGACAACAUUGUAAUUCUAUAAACUAGCAUGUCUGUAUCUCUGACUAUUAUAUCCAAGUGCAGCACUCUUGUGUCAGUGUCCUAUUAGAAACAUGAGCUUUCCGUAAGCUGGAAGCCUUUAGUGCAAUAAUAUGUAAAAUGGUACUGUAGAUCAGAAGUUUAUUUAUAUAUGUACAUGUACAUUGAGAUCUAUCAACACCGUAAAAUAAUCAUAGUUUUGUGAUCAUUUUGGGACAAGAUUGCAUGCAACAUUGGACCACUUUCUCUGUUAUUCCUGUGGGGGUUGCAGUAGUUUUAUCCCAUAAAUACUUUUGUUUUAUCUGGUCAGUUGACAUUGUUCUCCAUAUUUUGCAUCUCAAGACACAAUACUGUAGUCCUACUAUCCUUAAAAUGAUUGUUAGUUCACUCUUUCUUGUAGAGAUGUUUGAACUUUUCAAUGAGUAGUGUGAUACAUGUCAUUGAUUCUGAACCAUGCUAAUCAUAGCUAAUUUCGUUCCACCAGUGUUUUAGUGUGACAAAAGGUUUUGUAUAACUCUCAUGUAACCUUAUGUGCCUGUUUGGAUUCAUUGUCUGUAUAAAUAAUGAAAAUAAAUCAGAUCAUUAAA